AUGGCUCCAGCAACACGAUCACUAAGAAGAGAUAAGGUUGAGAGCUUGGCAGACAGUACAGAGGCGGCAGCGGAUCAACUUGUUAAUGGGGAUCUGAGCCAUCUGCAAAGGGGUGAUGAUUUGGAUGAAUAUUACUCGAAGAGGGAAGCAGCGGAGAGAGAGAAUGAUGAGAAUUCCAUGCUUGUCAAGUCAAUGCUCGCCGACUCUGGAUUCUCACAGCGGAAGCCAUCAAAGGUGCCAGAUCUAUUGAGGUUUCCCUUGGUAGUAGUUCUCAGUUUGAUGGGAAGUGGGUUGGCUUAUAGUUUGCGUGCGAAUUAUGUUGAGGCAGAGGAGUUGGGAAGCGUUAGUAGGAGGUAUCAGGGAUGGGAAGAGGCGGCGGGGUUGGUUGCGUGGAGGACUGCGGAAUUGGCAUUAGGUUGGUUUGGUAAUUAUGAUGGGUAUGAUUUUGCGGCUAUGACUUUGUUAUCUCGUGGUCCUCCAUUGUAUCUUCUAAACGCAUUCUAUGAAGUUAGCGUGAAGACUGUUGUGUCAUCUCUUCUGAUCGAUACCCUCACAACCUACAUUCCAUUCCGAUUACUUCGACCUCUUUCUCCCGCUCACGCAGACGCUCCAUCUGUACCAAACCGAGAUAUUACCUCAGAUAUUCCCGUUCAGAUCAUCACUACACUCCUAGCGGCAUCUAUCUACAGCGUCACUCUCUACGGUGCAUACAUGUCCUACAUGCCAGUUUACCUUGCUACCUAUUUCGAAGGUAUCCCAUCUAUUGCCGCCGCUCACUCCGCAACACCUACUUCUCUCCUUCCCGUUAUGUUACUUUUAGGCCUCGCAACACGUUCAUUCAUUUUCACCCCAGUUACAGCUACCAAGCCUUCAGACUCGGUACCUCCGCCAUUUAACCCUGAAACUGCUACGUUGGAAGAGACUAUUCUUUAUAACUUGUGGGGAUUUUCGAACAAAACCAGAAUUAUUAUCAAGAGAACAGCUACUUUGAUGAUGAUUACAGGGGUUGAGGCGCUCGGUGCUGUGGCGUAUUCGGGUAUCUGGGUUGUGGCUGCGGGAAUUUGUGGGGGUGUAUUGGGGUUUGUGGGUGCGGUUUAG
Molecule: messenger RNA, 1098 nt
Organism: Botrytis fragariae
Lineage: Eukaryota; Fungi; Ascomycota; Leotiomycetes; Helotiales; Sclerotiniaceae
Exons: 3
Coding region: 1-1098 (365 amino acids)
Source: RefSeq, a predicted model, not a curated record